Messenger RNA from Pelmatolapia mariae (spotted tilapia), 1261 nucleotides. RefSeq names its product jagunal homolog 1a (gene jagn1a). Gene Ontology annotation, cellular component: endoplasmic reticulum membrane. Gene Ontology annotation, biological process: granulocyte colony-stimulating factor signaling pathway; endoplasmic reticulum organization; vesicle-mediated transport. The coding region runs from base 123 to 626 and encodes 167 amino acids. NCBI's taxonomy places the organism in Eukaryota, Metazoa, Chordata, Actinopteri, Cichliformes, Cichlidae. The transcript is spliced from 3 exons. The record is from RefSeq and is a predicted model, not a curated record.
CAUGCUUAAAGCUGUCGUUGAUGUUCACUCAGUCAGCACAUCUCCUUUGGAUAGAAAUUUAAACAAGGAGCUCGGCCAAACGUGGAAAAAGUCAGGUGUAAGCAUCAUCGAUUUCUCCAAACAUGAAAAACAAACUAAGGAUGGCCCCACAGUACCAGAUGAACGCUUCCCUGAAGUCAGAGAUACGGAAGUUAAACGUGGUCCACUUUCUCAUCUGGCUGCUGGUGGCCGCGCAAGUGACCGUCAGCCACUUCAACAUUGUGUCACAGGACACUGUGUCCAUGCCGUACCAGUGGGAGUACCCCUAUCUGCUCAGCAUCUUCCCUCUGCUCUUCAGCAGCCUGUCCCUCCCAAAGAACAACAUCAGCUACCUGGUCCUGUCAAUGAUCAGUGCAGGGCUGUUCUCUUUUGCACCUCUUAUAUAUGGUAGCAUGGAGAUGUUUCCUGUAGCAAAGCAGCUCUUCCGUCAAGGAAAAGCCUUCCGCUUCAUUUUUGGCUGCUCUGCAGUGACUGCUGCGUACAUCGUUAUAGUGGUUGCUGCUCAAGUGCACGGCUGGCAGUUGUACUACAUGAAAAAACUGCUGGAUUCAUGGUUUGAUGCUACUCAGGAGAAGAAGAACAAAUAAUGGAGGGGUUUUUUUUUAAAGCUGUGAAUGGACAAAACUUGUGUUUUUCAUUUUAUUUUAUUUUAUACAUGAGUUAUGUCUCCUUAGUCUUCAUGAUUAUGUAAUAUGAUUAAUCCUGCAUCCCUGAUUUUCAUUUAAAGCUAAUGAUUGUUCAUUUCAAUAAACUUAUUUAUUUAAAGCAGCAGAUUGAUUUCUUGCAAACACAGUUAGGCUGGGAUUGGGAUCCAAAGCACCAGCGAUAAAAAUGGAGUCCAGUCACUGUGACUUCAGCCCUUCUCCAAUCAAAGAAAAAAAGAAUAAUGUUGGUGUCUCUCUCAAAAAAGUCUUCCUAUGAUUUAAAGAAAAUGUGAAGUUCAUACUUAAAGUAUUAAAGCAAUUAUUCAUACACACACACACUUACAAACUGUUAAACAAUAUGCUUUGCCAUGUGUUUAUUUGUUCAGUAUGUUAAGUCUACCUCUUAUGAUAUUUUCUUGUUUGGUUUUUGUAAUGGGCACGUUCACAGUAUCUGCAUGCACUGCUGUGUUUAAGAUAUUCUGUUGCAGCACGAAAACACCAGCUUCGCUUUACUGCAGGCUCUGUGCGUGCUUAGCUAUCCGGUGUUCAAAAUGUAAAUAAAUAAACGCUGCUCAACA